This is a messenger RNA of Spodoptera exigua (beet armyworm), 192 nucleotides long. The record is from the annotation of a GenBank genome assembly. NCBI's taxonomy places the organism in Eukaryota, Metazoa, Arthropoda, Insecta, Lepidoptera, Noctuidae.
AUGAAUUCCAAAAUCCUAAUUUUCUUGUGCGUCUGUUUCGUGAUCAUGUCAACUGUAUCAGCAUGGGACCUCUUCAAAGAAAUUGAAGGAGUUGGCCAAAGAGUUCGUGAUGCUGUUAUCAGUGCAGGACCAGCAGUGGACGUGUUAGCGAAAGCCAAAAACCUUGCUAGAGGAUCUAGUGAGGAAGACUAG